Molecule: messenger RNA, 1407 nt
Organism: Penicillium lagena
Lineage: Eukaryota; Fungi; Ascomycota; Eurotiomycetes; Eurotiales; Aspergillaceae
Exons: 3
Coding region: 1-1407 (468 amino acids)
Source: RefSeq, a predicted model, not a curated record
AUGAUUGACGAGAAUCUCCCCACCUUCUUCAUCAAGAACAAUAACCCCCAGAAAUCGCAAAACUGCACCGUCUACUACCAGCAACAUGGCAAUGACCCCGACCCCGCCUACGCCCUGCGCUACCUCGACCCCGCCGCCCCAACUUCCCACAAUCGCUACGGCGUCGGCCUGUACGAUCCAGACGAUCCGCGCGAACGGCGGCACCGCGCCACCCCCGAACCCAUCCUCCCCACACAGUUCACGAUCCAGCUGUACAACCCGGACCAACAGAUCCUGGUGCGGCACAAGGCCAAGAGCUGGAACACGCCUGCACGAUGGGAGUUUGAAAUGCCACAGCGCACGUUCCGCGUCCCAUCGGGGUCGACGCUCGACCAGACGCAAAGCGAUCCCGCUGCCGAAGAGAUCACUCCGAAGCUGCGCUUCAGCUGGCGCAAAGAUGGCAAGCUGUCCAAGGACUUAUCGUGUCUGCUGCAUGGCAAGUCUGCGACGGUUCCAGAUGCGCGGACGAGGAGCCGCGAGCCUGAUAUUACUGUCGCGCUCUUCCAGGGCCUGCGCGAGCUCACACUCUAUGAACCGAAUCUUUACCGCGUCGAGAUGGAGGACUUCAAGGGGCUAGAGGUUGUGUUGCUCUUGGCUGCGAUUGCUAUUCGAGAUAUCUUCUUUGGGCCCGCGAAGGAGGCUUUCCAUAUCGCUACCCUCGGGACGGGGCAGUCCAGCACAAGACCUCAUGGCUCGGCACCGUCGGCCGCAAAUGGCAGCAAACCGUCGCCGCCUCGUCUGAAUAUCCCGGCGAAAGCAACAGCGCCGUCCCCUCAACCGCGACGGCGUCAGGAAGAGAUCGCCAGAGAAGAGGAGAGACGGACCAAGGAACUUCUCGCGAAAGAAGAGAAGGAGCGGCGCCGCAAAGAAGCUGCGAUUGAGCAAGAGACAAAACGUCUCCAGCAGCUAUACGGCAGGGAAGAGCAGGAAGCGCGAGCCCAGUCCACAAGACCGGGCCUACCCCCCCGGCCUGGCGGCGGCCCCUCCCGACCAUACUCCAUGUCAUAUUCCCAGUCCUCUACGAACAUUCAUUCUCCCAAUCCCUCCUACUCCUCCUCACAACGUCCCGCAUAUCCACCCCGUCCACAAUGGCAGCAGGGCGCCCCCGGGCCCACCUCCUUCGCCAACAACCCCUACCUCCACGCCUCUCAACAGCCGGGGUCGUACUCGACGACACACCUCCCGCAGCCACGGCCGCAGUCCUCGGUCAGCUUCUACCCGCAACCUACCAGUAGCGGUGCGCUCCCGCCUGGAACCAGGCCGAAUGCGCCAGUGCAACCGAAGAAGAGCAGCUUUUUUGGAUUCCUUAAGAAUCGGGAUGAGCCCGAGCGCGCGACGCUGCAGAGGAAGCGGAGUUCCAUGUUUUGA